CUCACGCUCACUUAACCAAAUCCAAUCCAAACUCUCAAACCAGUCGUGCAACUAACUCGACCUCGACAUCCCAACAUUUACCAUGGUGCGCCUCAAAGACCGCUACCUCCUAGCGAACAUCCUCUACACCGAUGUCCCACCCGGUCAGGCAAAGGACUCGGUGCCGGACCUUCUCCUAUACAACCAGCCGACGACCAGCGAGCUGAGACCCCAGCUGCUACUCAAGGCCAUCCGGAGCGAAGUGGCCUCACUUUUCGGUGACUGCGGCUCGGGUGCCAUAGAUCGCAGCCUUCAGGUAAAAUACCUAUCUCCCGCAACCUCCACCUUCAUCCUGCGCGUCUCGCGCGCCCACUACCGCCUGGUGUGGGCAGCCCUAUCCUUUAUGAACCGCGUGCCCGUCCGCGACGGCCGGCCCUGCGUGUUCCGCGUCGUGCGGGUCAGCGGCACCAUCCGCAAGGUCGAGGAGGAGGCCGUCCGCCGCGCCAAGCUGCUCGUCCUCGCCGCGAAGGACGAGAUGGCUGGCAAGAAGGGCUCGUCGGCCGACGCCUUGGGCGCUCUUCUGCGGAGCGACGGCGGCCAGGCCCGGAGUGCUACGGCGGCAGGGAUGCAGGUCGACUCGGACACCGAGGCCUCUGAGAGCCAGGGGUUGUCCGAUGAUGGGUGA
Molecule: messenger RNA, 664 nt
Organism: Chaetomium fimeti
Lineage: Eukaryota; Fungi; Ascomycota; Sordariomycetes; Sordariales; Chaetomiaceae
Product: Rpp14/Pop5 family-domain-containing protein
Exons: 2
Coding region: 83-664 (193 amino acids)
Biological process (GO): tRNA 5'-leader removal
Cellular component (GO): nucleolus; ribonuclease MRP complex; multimeric ribonuclease P complex
Molecular function (GO): ribonuclease P RNA binding; ribonuclease P activity
Source: RefSeq, a predicted model, not a curated record